CGGAAGUCUAUUUUCCUGAAAAAGAAAGGACCAGAGAGCAAUAAGGACUAGUACAAAAGCAGUAUGAAUGUGUCAACUGCUGCAGAUCUGGAUCGUAUGGAGGUGAAUGCUAAAGUCCAGGCAGCUCGGCAUGUGGCUAAAAUGUUGCAGAGACCUGACCAGCUGGAGAAAGUGGACCAAUAUAGACGUAGGGUAGUCAGAAAGAAGGCAGCAGUAGAAGCCAUGUUGAAAACUGCAGUCCAGUCCCAGUUGGAUGGAGUUAUCACUGGUCUGAAUCAGCUACAUACAUCAUUGAAGGAUGUCAAAGAUAUUCAGACAAGUUUGGUUGAGGUUGAUGAGAUAUACCAGACAACAUCUGAGUAUGGUGCUCGCCUUACAAAGAUCAGGGAUGAAAAUUCUAGGCACAGCCAGUUGGCAGCUGCAGUAGAAAAUAUGAAGCACAUAUUCACUGUUCCUGAGAUGGUUCGCAAAACUGAAGAACUCAUUGAUGAUGGGAAACUCCUAUAUGCGCAUAAAGGGUUGGCUGAUUUGGAACAAUCAAGAGAUGACUUGCUCUAUGAGUUAUAUAAACAACCAACAAAGAGUCCAACAGAUGUCAAUACUGUGAAGCAUUACUUUGGUGAAGUAGAGAGACUCUCAGACCUCCUUGCCAAGCAGCUGUCCCUGAUUUUACAGCGUACGCUCAUGACAGUACGACGAGAACCACAGAUCAUUGUAUCUUGCCUCAGGAUCAUAGAGCGGGAAGAACUUAAAGAUGAGGGCCAUCUGAAGCGCCAAGAACAAACUGGAUUCCUACCCCCUCAUAGACCUAAAAGGUGGAAAAAGAAAUGUUUCGACACAUUCAAGGGAUCAGUUCAAUCCAGGAUUGAAGGUAAUCAAUUUGAGGAUCGAUCAAGUGAUAAAAUGUGGCUUGUCCGUCAUCUUGAGAUGACACGUCAAAUUGUACUCGAAGAUCUACAAGUAGUCAAGUCAUUGUGUACGCCUGUUUUUCCACCGCACUAUGAUAUUCUAGACAAGUAUGUGCAAUUGUAUCAUGAUGGAUUAGCUGAACAUCUCAGUGAUCUCAUACAACAAGGCCUAGAAGGAAAUGAAGUAGUGUCUCUACUCAACUGGCUAAAUACAUACACGAGCAAAGAGCUGAUGAAACACCCCUCCCUGAAUGUGGAUACAUCUAAACUUAGUCCCCUCCUCAGUGAGGACACAGUGAAACAACUAGAAGUGCAAUACCUACAACAGAUUAGAGCCAACUUUAAAGAAUGGAUGGCCAAUUCUCUGAGAUCUGAUAUUAAAGAUUGGCACAGGGACACUCCGCCAGAGGCAGAUGGUGAUGGCUACUUUAACACAGCAUUGCCUGUUAUACUAUUCCAGAUGAUAGAACAAAAUAUUCAAGUAGCAGCCACUAUAAGCAGAGACUUAGUGAAUAAGGUACUAAACCUAUGUGUACAGGAAAUGGACACAUUUGCCAGGACUUACAAAGCUGAGGUUCAUAGUUACAAGGAGAAACAUUUCCAGGACAGAAGCCAACCACAGUUUUUCAUUAACUACAUGAUUGCAAACAUCAACAAUUGUCGCUCUAUGAUAGAGUUCACACAGCAGUUGAAGCAGAGACAUAGCAAAGAAGACCUUGAUGAGUCUGAGGGGAGAGAUGGCUUUGUAGCCAUGGCAGAGACAUUUAAUAGGAUAGCUAGAGAAAGGUGUGGUUACCUUUUAGAAGAGGUAUUCAUGGAUCUGGAACCACAUGUCCAGUCCCUGCUCACUAGACAAUGGUUACAAAGCAGCAAUGCCAUAGAUACGAUCAACAUAACACUAGAGGAUUACUGCCAGGACUUUGUGCAUCUGAAACCACAGUACUUUGAAAUGAUGCUCUAUGACGCCCAGAGUAAGGUGCUAUGUGAAUAUUUAAAGGCUCUCCUUGGCAGAAAAGUCACCUUCAAGAAUUAUGAAGAAAGAAAAAUGGCUGCAGAGAAAAUCUGUCGGGAAGCUGACCAGUUGAAUAGUCUCUUUGGAAGAUUAUCUCCUAACUUCUCAAGGGAAGCCCCAUUUGAUGUCCUCCCCAUGUUAGCAGAGGUGAUCAAAUUGAAAGACACUUCUAUGAUGUCACUGGAACUUUCAAGUAUUAUAGAGAAAUACCCAGACCUGCGCCAGGAGCAGGUAGUUAAUCUCCUGUCAAUCAGGGGAGAUGUUGGACGUGGGGAUGCUCGCCAGCUUGUACAAGAGAGUUUAGGGGAAGAAGAUCCAAACAGGCCACGACCUAAAGGCAUCUUCUCUGCCUUAGUGACAACAUGAUAAAAAUAUUCAAUGUGACAGUUUACUGAAAAUAAUGACACAAAACAUGAAGGACUUAGACAUUAUAUGUAAAAACUGGAAUCAUAUAAAUAUAUUACUCAUACUGUAUAAUAUAACAUUCACAUGAAUCAUAUAAAUAUAU
Molecule: messenger RNA, 2428 nt
Organism: Owenia fusiformis
Lineage: Eukaryota; Metazoa; Annelida; Polychaeta; Sabellida; Oweniidae
Source: the annotation of a GenBank genome assembly